Molecule: messenger RNA, 1024 nt
Organism: Thrips palmi
Lineage: Eukaryota; Metazoa; Arthropoda; Insecta; Thysanoptera; Thripidae
Exons: 3
Coding region: 146-841 (231 amino acids)
Biological process (GO): maturation of SSU-rRNA from tricistronic rRNA transcript (SSU-rRNA, 5.8S rRNA, LSU-rRNA)
Cellular component (GO): preribosome, small subunit precursor; 90S preribosome; nucleolus
Source: RefSeq, a predicted model, not a curated record
CAGUUUCGUACUGCGAAUAUGGGCACGAUGGUUCAUUGUUUUGAUUCGCAUCACAUGUGUUUGAGGUUAUAAUUUGUCAAGAUUGGUAAAAGUUAUUGAUUCAACACGAAAUUAGGAUUUGAAACGCUGUCUGAGUUAAUCCAAAAUGGGCAAAGUGAGAAAACUGCGCAAGAAGUACCACUUGGCUUGCCAAAAGGCGGCAGCAGCAGAAAGCAACGACACUCCAGUGGUUCCUGUUGUCCAGUCAGUGCCUGGACAAGCUGAACUGCCUGUGAAACUUAGUACAGAUUCCAACAUUUUUGCUGGAAUCACCAUAUCAUUCGCUGAUCUUAAACAAACGCUAUUACCCCCCUCAACGCAACCACUGGAUGUACCCCUAGGCACUGUCAGUGAGCCUUCUGUUGUCGGAAGUUUGUUCAAGAAAAACUUAAAACAUGUUUCGAAGAAGGACAAGAUUAUUGCCAGAAGGGAAGCAUUAUUAAGAAAAAUUGAUACUGUUAGGCAGCUAAAACUAGAUGCAAGGAAGGCAUUUAAACUUUCCAAAAAGAAAGAAGUCCCAAAGCCUAUGCAAAUGGCAACCCUUAUAGAUGCUUUGCCAAUGCUCCCCUCAUCAGACAAGGAGCCAGGUUCUAGCAAAAAGGGUAAAGUUUCCCAAGUGAAAGCUUGCCUUUCAAAAAAGAAAAGAAAUAAGCAAUUCAUGGAUGGUAUCAAGGCCUUCAAGGCAGUUUUAUCCAACACCCACUACAAGGCGGAUCCAGCGUCUGCUAUAUCCAAUUAUGUUAUAAACACUGUUUCAAGCAAUGGUACUCAGAAGUUUCAAAAGAAACUAAUUUGUAAGUAACGUGAAAUCAUGGACUAUCUAUUUUACUGUUUUGUGCAAUUAUGUCAAAAUUGACUGCAAGCCCUGCAAUGUGUAAAAUUAAGUUUGAUGUAUAAAGCCGACUUGGUUAGUUUGGCAAAGAGUUUCAAUUUAAUAUGUUGGGAAAAGGUUGAAUGAAAAUUAAAAAUAUUCUAGAAACAUCAA